This is a messenger RNA of Diplodia corticola, 678 nucleotides long. RefSeq lists its product as uncharacterized. The transcript is spliced from 2 exons. Lineage: Eukaryota; Fungi; Ascomycota; Dothideomycetes; Botryosphaeriales; Botryosphaeriaceae. Bases 1 to 678 code for a protein of 225 amino acids. The record is from RefSeq and is a predicted model, not a curated record.
AUGGACCUCCUUUUCAGUACCCUCUCCACCGUCAGUAGCUUCCUCGGCACCGCGUCGUCACACACGCAAAACGCCGUGCGCUCCGUGAAAUGGGCCGAGCUCCCCGGAGACGCCCAGCAAUUCUUCUCGCGCGUGGCCGGAAGCGGGACCAACUUCAUCUCCAUGCGGUGGGACGACCUGCCGCAAACGACCAGGGACUGGAUCAAGGCGCACCCCUACCAAACCGCCUUCUACGUCGCCCACGGCGCCGUCAUCGUCGCGCCGACGCCCGUCACCGCGCCGCUCAUCGGCGCCGCGGGCCUGGCGACUGCAAGUCCUGUCGCCGGCUCCGCAGCAGCAGCGAUCCAGCAAGCCCUCACCACCGUCGGCGCCAACAGCGUGGCGCUGCGCACGGCCGUGACGACGGGCCACGGCGCGCCCGCCAUCGCCGACGGCCUGCAGGCCGCCAUCGCCAUCGGCACCGGCCUCUACGGCCUGUGGACCUACUUCGCCCCCGCCGCGGCGGCGAAGAAGGAGGAGGAGCAACCCGCCGUUGUCCAGCAACCCGCGGCGGAUGCGAAGAAGUUGAAGAGGAGUAAGACCGCGCCCGUGCAGCAGCAGGUACCGCCGGGGUCGGCGGCGGCGAAGCGUGGGUUGUCGUUCCGGGGUCUGUUUAGGAGGAAGACGGCGGUGGCGUGA